This is a messenger RNA of Hibiscus syriacus, 1974 nucleotides long. RefSeq names its product putative pectinesterase/pectinesterase inhibitor 28. The transcript has 2 exons. Gene Ontology annotation, biological process: cell wall modification. The coding region runs from base 172 to 1932 and encodes 586 amino acids. NCBI's taxonomy places the organism in Eukaryota, Viridiplantae, Streptophyta, Magnoliopsida, Malvales, Malvaceae. Gene Ontology annotation, molecular function: pectinesterase activity; pectinesterase inhibitor activity. The record is from RefSeq and is a predicted model, not a curated record.
UACAAUUUAGGGUUUCCUUUUUAAAACACAUUUUAAUCCAAAAUCUGUUGCCUCUCUUUGCAUAGGGCAGCUCUUGUUGCCUGCCUAAUUGGGGGACUUCAUGAUUGUAUAGGAAAAUUGUAUGUUAUUUCUCUUUUCCAAUUGCUUUUCAUAGAUUAACAUCUUCCGGAAAUGUCGUCGUCGGAUGAUCCGGAGAAGAAUAAGAGAAACGGCGUCCUCAAACUUUGUUUCGUCAUGUUGGUGUCGAUGGCGAUCGUGGUUUUGGUCUGCAUUAGAAUCAGCCGUAGUAGCGACGAUGAUGAAAAUAACGUAGGGGAUAAAGAUGAUCACAAGGAUCCUUCAAUGAAGGCGAUUCGGGCCAUCUGCCAACCGACGGAAUUCAAGAGAACGUGCGUAGAGGAAGUCCUGGCCGUGGCCGGCAAUACGACGGACUUCAAAGAACUCGUCCAGGCGGCGUUCACUGCCACGAUCAAGUACUUGCGUCGAGCCUCUGAGAAUUCGACUACGUUGAGAGACAUUCAAAAAGAUCCGAGGUCGAAGCAAGCAUUGGAUAUAUGCAGACAACUAACGAGGUAUUCGGUAUACGAACUACAGAAAUCGUUCUACAAAUUCGACAAGUUCGGACUUACAAGGAUCGAUAAAAUGCUGGCUGACUUGAGGAUUUGGUUGAGUGCUACAAUCACCAACCAAAUUACUUGCUUAGAAGGAUUCAGGAAUAUAACCGGUGACCCUGGGGAAACAAUGAAGAAGGCAUUGACUAUUCCCAUAGAACUAAGCAUAGAUGGCCUUGCCAUAAUAAGUGGUCUAGCCGACUUUCAAGGCGGCGUACGCCGACGCCUACUCGGCGAUUAUGAAGUUCCCGUUACUGGCGGACAUAACAAUUCCGAUUUGGGUACGACUUUAGAGAACGUCUUCAGCCGUCGUCGACUCGAAGUGGACAAAGCUGACGUUGUUGUGGCCAAGGACGGUAGUGGAACCUUCAAUACCAUUAAAGGUGCAAUGAGUCGCAUACCCCUUAAUUCUCCUAAGCCUUUUGUGAUAUAUAUCAAGGAAGGAAUUUAUAAAGAGAAUAUCGAAUUCGGUUAUAGGAUGACAAAUGUGGUGUUAAUUGGAGACGGUAAAGAGAAAACACGAAUUACCGGUUGCCGGAACAAUGCGGUUGGCAUUCCCACCUUCAGGACUGCUACAGUAGCUGUUAAUGGGGAUAAGUUCUUUGUCAAGAACAUCGGAUUCGAGAACUCGGCUGGGCCAGCCAAAUUACAAGCUGUGGCGUUGAUGGUGACAUCCGAUUAUGCCGUCUUCUACAACUGCUCGAUGGAUGGUUAUCAGGACACACUUUACGUCCACAGCAAACGCCAAUUCUACCGCGAUUGCACCGUUACCGGGACAGUCGAUUUUGUUAUCGGUGACGCGGCCGUGGUUUUCCAAAACUGCACAUUCCUCGUCCGAAAGCCAUUAGAUGGACAACAAGCCACCGUUACCGCGCAAGCUCGAUACGACGCUCGACAACCAACGGCUAUCGUCAUCCAAAACUCGACAUUCACGGCUGCUCCAGAACUAGUCCGUGUGAAGAACAGGUACCGUACGUACCUAGGCCGUCCGUGGGGGAAAUUCGCGAGGACGAUCGUCAUGGAAUCUUACCUAGAUGAUUUGAUUACCCCGGAAGGGUGGACGGUAUGGGAUGGUCUAUGGGGGAUAAACACUUGUUUCUACUCGGAGUUCAACAACAAUGGCCCUGGUUCGAGCACGACGGCUCGUGUUAAAUGGCCCGGAAUUAAGAAAAUUACGACGGAGAGUGCACGUGAAUUCGCUCCGAGGGCCUUCUUUGAUGGGGUUGAUUCAUGGAUAAAGGAUAGAAGCGUGCCGUAUGCCCCAGGACUUUUUAACAACGAUACAGUAGACGUGCAACAAGAAGAACGAUGGCCGAUUUAAUAUUAACUCGAUAGAUACAAUUGUUGUUACAAUAAUCUAGAC